AAUCUCUCUCUCUUCCCUGCAACGCAAACAACUAUGUAAAAGCAAAACACUAAUACCAAAACAAAAAAGCUCUCUUUUUCAACUAUAAGCUUCAUUUUGUUGGGUGCUGCAAAUUCACCCCCCCCCCCCUCUCUCUCUCUCUCGCUGAUGGGUUUUGGUAAAAGGAACAUGUUUUAGCUUCUGGGCAUGUCAAAGUUAAGCUCUUUAUCACAAGGGCUUGAAGAGAAACUGUGCAUUUGCUGAGAAGAACUGAAGAAAUGCGUGGCCUUAAGCUCCCUGAACGCUUCAAGAGCACCCAAGUUCAUGCUCUCAAUUCCUCUGAUAACAAUAGCAGAAGAAACAAAGCUACUAAGGGUGCCAUCACAAUUAGAUCAUUGGUGUCAAAGUCUAAACACAAUAACAGUACAACUUCAGCAGUUGCAAACCUUGUUGUUCCUCUUCAGCUACCUUCUGCUGACACGCUUGAACCUUCCAUAGAGCCUUACCUUAAACCCAUCAACCUUGUAGAGACCUUGGCUGAUCUGUAUUGCAGGCUAGAGUGUUGCCCUCAAUCACAGAAAGCUUCACUGUGUGUGGAGCAGUUCACUCUGCUGCGUGGCCUUGGAGACCAGAAGCUUCUACGAAGAUGUCUCAGGACAGCACGACAGAACGCUGAGGAUGUGCUUUCCAAGGUUGUGCUUUCAGCAUGGUUGAGGUUUGAGAGGAGAGAGGAUGAGCUUGAGGGUGUGUCUUCAAUGGAGUGUUGCGGGUGUGUUCUUGAAUGUCCAAAGGUGAAUUUGUUACAUGGGUUUAGCCCUUGUUCAAUUAAUGGUAGGUGCAAGUGCCCCCAAGAGGCAAAACAGGAAGCUAGCACUGAAAGUGUGUGUUUUCCAGAUGAGGAAAAGGAUGUUUCUUUUUGUGUUGGGAAUGAGGAAAUUGAAUGUGUUAGGUGGAGAAUUGCAGCUCUAUCAGACCCAUUUAAUGUUAUGCUAUAUGGUGGCUUUGCGGAGUCUAAAUUGAAGAAGAUUGAUUUUACUCAAAAUGGGAUAUGUCCAAAGGGUAUGAGGGCAGUGGAAUCGUUCAGCCGGGGAAAAAGGUUGGACCUUUUCUGUCCCAUGACUGUUUUGGAGCUCCUUUCUUUUGCCAAUAGGUUCUGUUGUGCCGAGAUGAAGGGUGCUUGUGAUGCUCACUUGGCUUCAAUUGUUGGGAAUGUUGAUGAUGCAUUGGUACUUGUUGACUAUGGAUUGGAAGAGAGAGCACCCCUUCUUGUAGCUUCUUGCUUACAGGUGUUACUUAGGGAGCUCCCAAAUUCUUUGUAUAAUUCAAAGGUGAUGAAUAUCUUUUGUAGUUCUGAGGCAAAGGGAAGGUUGGCCUUGGUGGGGUAUGAUUCUUUCUUACUGUAUUACUUCCUGAGCCUGGUGGCUAUGGAGGAAAGCAUGGUAUCUCAAACUACAAUGAUGUUACUGGAAAGAUUGAGGGAUUGUGCUACUGAAAGGUGGCAAAAGGCCCUUGCAUUCCAUCAAUUGGGAUGUGUGCUACUUGAAAGGAAAGAAUAUAAGGAUGCCCAACAUAGUUUUGAGGUAGCAGCUGAACUAGGUCAUGUUUAUUCUGUGGCUGGUGUGGCCAGAACCAAGUACAAGCAGGGUCUACCAUAUUCAGCCUAUAAGUUGAUUAGUUCUCUCAUAUUUGAGCAUAAACCAACUGGGUGGAUGUAUCAGGAGCGUGCGCUUUACAAUAUGGGAAGGGAAAAAAAAUUUGAUCUGGAUGUUGCAACCGAAUUGGACCCUUCCCUUUCAUUUCCAUAUAAAUAUAGAGCCCUGACAAAGGUUGAGGAGAAGCAGAUAAAGGCUGGAAUUUUAGAGCUUGAUAAAAUUAUUGGAUUUAAGCUCUCUCCUGAUUGCUUAGAAUUGCGGGCUUGGAUGUUUAUUGCCCUUCAGGAUUAUGACAGUGCCAUAAGAGAUAUCAGGGCAUUGUUAACUUUAGAACCAAAUUAUAUUACUUCUCAUGGGAAUAUCACAGGGAUAUACUUGGUUCAUCUCCUUAGCCAUGAGGUACAGCAAAAGAGUCAAGCUGAAUGCUGGAUGCAAUUAUAUGAACAAUGGUCUUCUGUAGAUGAUGUUGGUUCUUUGGCUAUUAUACAUCAGAUGCUGGAGAAUGAGCCUGGAAAGAGUCUACUGGAAUUUCGUCAGUCUCUACUCCUUUUGAGGUUAAACUGUCAAAAGGCUGCAAUGCACAGUUUGAGGAUGGCUAGAAACCAUUCUAGCUCAAUGCAAGAAAGGUUAAUAUAUGAAGGAUGGAUUCUAUAUGAUACUGGCUAUAGAGAUGAAGCUCUGGCUAGGGCUGAUACAUCUAUUACUAUUCAGAGAUCAUUUGAAGCUUUUUUUCUGAAAGCGUAUGUGUUGGCUGAUACUAGUCUGGAUCCUGAAUCUUCUUCUUAUGUUAUCCAACUUCUAGAAGAAGCACUUAAAUGUCCUUCUGAUGGUCUUCGCAAAGGACAAGCACUGAAUAACUUAGGGAGUAUUUACGUGGAUUGUGGUAAGCUUGAUUUUGCAAAAGCAUGCUACAACAAUGCCCUUGCAAUUAGGCACACAAGAGCUCAUCAAGGUCUAGCACGUGUUUAUCAUCAGAAAAAUCAACGAAAAGCUGCAUAUGAUGAGAUGACCAAGCUAAUUGAAAAGGCAGAUAGCAAUGCCUCAGCAUAUGAGAAACGAUCAGAAUACUGUGACCGUGAGAUGGCAAAGGUUGAUCUUGAUGUAGCUACCCAAUUGGAUCCUUUAAGGACAUAUCCAUAUAGAUACAGGGCAGCAGUGAUGAUGGAUGAGCAAAAAGAAAUUGAAGCUGUAGAAGAGCUCACUAAGGCCAUAAAUUUCAAGCCUGAUCUGCAAAUGCUUCAUCUUCGAGCAGCAUUUUAUGAGUCAAUGGGGGACCUAUCUUCAUCUCUUCAAGAUUGUCAGGCAGCUCUAUGCUUAGACCCUAACCAUACUGACACGCUUGAUCUGUAUCAAAGGGCACAAAAACUAAGCUUUUAAUCUUAAACAAUAUGUACAUCAGAAGGCUAAAAUGUGGAUAUCUUGGUUUGGAAAUUGUUGGAAAAUGCCAUCUUCAUCAAGAUACAAGGAGAGGACAUAGAUUGUGCAAUUGUUGAAACGGUGCCAAAACCCAAGAAGCAAUACUUGGAUAGUUUGAGAAAAAGAUGAGUCACAUGUUUCACAUGAUUGAAUAGGAGGUUGAUUCCGGUGUACAUCAAAAGAUGUUUAGAGAAGUAAACUACAUUCAUAUGAUAUAGAUUCUUGUGAACCUUGUGCACAUAGUUUGUCUCACACGAUUCACACAUCUCUUGUACAGGGACAGGGUUAUAAUUUAUAAGAGAGAAAUCGAUACUCGUAUCCGACAAUGUAUGAUUUAUUGUUCGUGACAUAGGUUCUAUUUUUCU
Molecule: messenger RNA, 3412 nt
Organism: Abrus precatorius (Indian licorice)
Lineage: Eukaryota; Viridiplantae; Streptophyta; Magnoliopsida; Fabales; Fabaceae
Product: ethylene-overproduction protein 1-like
Exons: 4
Coding region: 258-3008 (916 amino acids)
Biological process (GO): negative regulation of ethylene-activated signaling pathway
Molecular function (GO): protein binding
Source: RefSeq, a predicted model, not a curated record